Messenger RNA from Phanerochaete carnosa HHB-10118-sp, 1017 nucleotides. RefSeq lists its product as uncharacterized. Lineage: Eukaryota; Fungi; Basidiomycota; Agaricomycetes; Polyporales; Phanerochaetaceae. The transcript has 4 exons. Bases 69 to 848 code for a protein of 259 amino acids. The record is from RefSeq and is a predicted model, not a curated record.
AUAAAGACCUUGACACAGUCGUCCAACCCGUCAGUGCUCUGGGCAUCUCCUCCACAACAAUCUCAACCAUGUUCUCUUUCAAGAACCUGCUCUCUGCUCUCUCUCUUGUGGCUCUCGUCCACGCGCUCCCUGCGAAGCCUAUCCAGCGCAGGACUGGCUUUGGGUCCAUGUGCUCCACCACGCAGUUCAACCUCAGCAACUCUGUGCCGGCGGACUUCAACUUCACGCAGCCGAACACCACCUUCCCGACCUUCGUCGCUCUGUCUGUCGGUACGCAGAACUACACCUGCGGAGAUGACGGCACUUGGAGUCCCAUUGGCGCGAUCACCGAGCUCUACGACAUCUCCUGCAUCCCGCAGGAGGAGCACGCCAACUUCACGACUAUGAUCGCCGACAUGUGGGAGAACUCGCCGAACACGUGGACCUCGGAGGACAUCGUCCUCAGCACGGAGGCCGCGAACGGCCCCACCGCGCUCGGCAUGCACUACUGGAUCUCGGACCCGAACAACGCGACGAGCGGCAAGAUCUUCGCCAAGUGGGACUUCGGCAUGUCGCGCAUGAUGGAAGUCACGGACAUGAACACGGCCUUCGUCGUCUGCUCCGAGACCGACGUCGUCCCCGACCCGAUUAACCCCGUCCUUAACUCUGCGUGGCUGUACGAGCCCGUCCUGUACGUCGACGGCCAGAAGGACGGCCAGCUCGCCGAUCAGGUGUACCGGUUCAACUCGAACGGUGGCUCUGCACCCAACACUACGUGCCGCGCGAACUUCGACUUCCUCCAGGUCAAGUCCACCCUGAACUUCUGGUUCUACGGUGGUGCCUGGGUGAACACCACUUCCUCCUCGUAAGAUGGAUCGAACGAUAUUUCUCCGCUAUAAAUGAGAUGCGGGUCACGCAGUUGCUUGUCCUCGGUUAUACACGUCCGGUUCAGUAACUCUUAGCCGUCUCAUUGGACUGGCCUUCCAGAUUGCUAUUUAUGUAGAGUUGCCUAUUAAUGAAAAUCGUGAUGCCAGCUCU